Messenger RNA from Procambarus clarkii (red swamp crayfish), 456 nucleotides. Lineage: Eukaryota; Metazoa; Arthropoda; Malacostraca; Decapoda; Cambaridae. The record is from RefSeq and is a predicted model, not a curated record.
AUGUUCAAAAAGAAGUUUGAUACAGUUCUUGAAGAAUUCCCGCUUGACCCCACACGGUACGGUGCCAAGCUUGACCCCACACGGUACGGUGCCAAGCUUGACCCCACACGGUACGGUGGCAAGCUUGACCCCACACGGUACGGUGCCAAGCUUGACCCCACACGGUACGGUGCCAAGCUUGACCCCACACGGUACGGUGCCAAGCUUGACCCCACACGGUACGGUGCCAAGCUUGACCCCACACGGUACGGUGCCAAGCUUGACCCCACACGGUACGGUGCCAAGCUUGACCCCACACGGUACGGUGCCAAGCUUGACCCCACACGGUACGGUGCCAAGCUUGACCCCACACGGUACGGUGCCAAGCUUGACCCCACACGGUACGGUGCCAAGCUUGCACAGACAGAAAUACAAGUCUCAGCUUCGAGUCAUCGUUCGCCGACGACACCAAAAUAG